UACCAUUAUUGAGCACAUCUUGAGCAAGGAGGGGGUCUCUGCCUCGCCGAGGAGGCUAUGUUAGAGCCACAUAAACACAUUCAAAGAUGUGUCUCCAUGCAUUCUGGCAGCCCGACUGAGCCACGACUGCCACGCUGAAUGAAAACAGAGAAAUCAGGGGGAGAGACAAAGAACAACCACCAAGCAAACUACCACACCAUUUCUGCAGGGUCUUGCCCAUUUCCCUCUCUCUCGGAUUGUGAGAGCACGUCUGACAGGGAAGAGAGGAAAACAGGGGAGAUCUACCGGCAGAUUCGUCCCCCAGGCUCCCAAUUACAACCCGUGUUUCCACUUUGAACUAGAAGCCACAGCACAAACAAAUACAGGGAUGCUCUGACUAAAAACAAAGAAGAGAAGAGGAGAAUAAGAAAUCAAGAGAGACAAAGAGUGAGAGAAGGAGGGAUUUUCAAUGAAUGGAGCAUGCAGCAUCAUGUGGUGGAAAUAACUGCAUUUACGUAAGAUGACCCCUCUUGUGUCCACAGCCGCCCGCUAAGGACGUGACUGCCCACGUGGUCUGUCUAGAUGCCAGCAGCUCCCUCUCAGAGCCCCUGACGUCCCCUGGCAAUCUGAGAAAGACAUCCUCAUCCUCCGUUUACACACUCUUGACCCCCCGGUCUGCGAGGAUUAUUGAGUCUCUGGAUUACUGAAGUGUCCGGUUUAGCCGUGGGAGAAAGGGCACACUAUUACUUGUAAUGACCAGACAUAGAACCAAUCCUGGAGAUGCCGAAGAGAAGAGAUAUUCUUGCCAUCGUGUUGAUUGUGUUACCAUGGACCCUCCUCAUCACUGUGUGGCACCAAAGUGCAAUUGCCCCCCUGUUUGCCAUCCGAAAGGUCUGUCACCAUCUAGUAAAAGAGAUCUUAAUCAUACCAGAGCGUCUAACCAUCCACCGGCAACGGCUAGCAGAUGACGGGACAGAGACUAGGCACGACACUGGACCAGCCACAGACUCAAAGGAAUAUUGCUCACAGGACAAGGACAUAGUGGAGGUGGUCCGUACAGAAUACGUGUACACAAGACCUCCUCCCUGGUCUGAUGUAUUGCCCACCAUCCACGUCAUCACUCCGACAUACAGCCGCCCCGUGCAGAAGGCCGAGCUAACACGAUUGGCUAACACCUUCCUCCAUGUGCCCAACCUGCACUGGAUUCUGGUCGAGGACUCUCAGAGGAGAACUCCACUGGUCACGAGGCUUCUGAGGGAAACGGGGCUGAAUUACACACACCUCAAUGUGGAGACCCCACGGAACUACAAGCUGCGAGGGGACACGAGAGAUCCCAGGAUUCCACGUGGCACCAUGCAGAGAAACCUGGCUCUGAGAUGGCUACGGGAGACCUUCAAAUCCAACAGCAGCCAGGCAGGAAUCGUCUACUUUGCUGAUGACGAUAAUACAUACAGCUUGGAGCUGUUUGAGGAGAUGCGAUCGACUCGUAAAGUAUCAGUGUGGCCUGUAGCAUUUGUUGGAGGUUUACGAUACGAGUCUCCAAAGGUCAAUGCAGCAGGAAAAGUGUACGGGUGGAAAACAGUAUUCGACCCUCACCGGCCCUUUGCCAUUGACAUGGCGGGGUUUGCGAUCAACCUGCGACUCAUUCUGUUUAAGCCUCAGGCCUACUUCAAGUUACGAGGGGUGAAGGGAGGCUACCAGGAGAGCAGUCUUCUCAGAGAGCUGGUCACUCUCAGUGACCUGGAACCCAAAGCGGCCAACUGCACUAAGAUUCUUGUGUGGCACACACGAACAGAAAAACCUGUCCUGGUGAACGAAGGAAAGAAAGGCUUUACAGACCCAAACGUGGAGAUCUGACACCUGCUUCAGUGUUGGGAUGCCCCCAGAAGGACCCAAAAGGGGAUGGCAGGGAAAUAUUACCCAAUACCAGAUUUUUGAACAGUUUGGAUGCUUAUUCCUAUAAACCACACCUAAACAAGCUCAACAAUAUGGACCUAUUAUUCUAAAGCACAGAUUAGUCUUUUUUUUUUAAGGCAAUAUCAUCAGUAUUUUGCAAGAACAAAACCAGAGGGCACUAGACAGAAAGGAAAUUAAGUAUAUUGAUGAAGGAACAUGUGAGAACUGCUAAAACUCCUCACUUCCAUGGAUUUAUAAACUCUGGCUGAAGAGGAGACACAAAAAAUGGCCACAACAGUCUCAAAUACUGACCAAGAGCGAACUGUUAUCCAUCUAUGAACCCAUCUAUGAUGUUCCUUCAUGUCUAAUGGAUUGAUACUUAAACAUAAAGAAGGGAAUGUCUUCUUUUUACAUAAUGUGUAUUUUAAGUUUGUUUUUGUUGUUUACAUUACUGUCUUGCUAGCACAGCACUACUGAUAUUUUGCCUUCAAAUUCAGCGUCACUUUGCAGUAUUAAAUCAGUUCUAUCAUAUACCAGGGCUAGAUGCUAUACUGGAUUUAGUGAUUACGAAGUUGUAACAAGGUUCUCAUGACUAAGACCUAAAUGAUAUGAAUAGCACUCAAAUUUGUUCCUGUGCGUCCAUUGUUCCUGUUAGGACAUGCGUUGUAAAUAUAAUUUAAAGAUGAACAAUCAGAGACUUUAAAAUAAAGUGGUCUAGCAUUCAACAGAACAAACAAUGUAACUUCUGUGUUUGUUACUGUAUCAGUUUAAAGUAAGAAUCCAUAGUUUACUAUUACAACUUCCAUAAAACUUCACACGUUCACAGUAGUUAAACCAAAGGAGAUAAAACUGAUGUGUAGGGUUUUACAAUGUUAGUAUUCAGUAUUAAUUGGGCUAGCCUCCGAGAGCAGCACAGAGCUCACCUUAGUAAAUAUUCAGAUGUAUUUAUGUCAAACCGAAGCUUUGGGCUUUGUAGUGGGGAUCUGUCAUGAAGACAUGUUGCUGUACUAAUGAAGCUAAUACCGAGACACCUGGGAAUCUCGAGUGAACAGAAUGUCUUUGCAUAAAACUGUGAGCAUGUGAAUAUUAAAGGCACAUCAAUGAAACUGCAUGUGCAAAAAAUCUUAACCUGUACUAAUUUUACGAUAAAUCUGGCGUGAUUAGCAUUAGACAAAAUUUGUGGAUCUCUUUAAGCUGCCUUUUCACUGCUUACGUCAGAUUAUAAACCCAAAUUUUUUCACAAUGAUCCGAUCCUCUGUGGACAAUAGCGUUGUUAAAAAUGAGGUUCUCCAUUGGGACCUUAAGUGAUACCAUUGGCUUAAAGAACUUUUAAUGGGUACUCUCUUUAGCACCGGAUUACAAUUACUACUAAAUCAUGUUAUAUGUAAUUUGAAGUCUGUUUUUGAUAUCCUACACAAAAGCAUAGCAAACAGAUUAAUUUUAUCCUUUUAUUAAAUGAUGACUUUGCUAAUUUUCAACCAAGUUUGCAUUAUUACAGUGUUAUAAUGUAGUAGCUAUAGGAAUGGUCAAUCAUCAAAUGACAUAUUUUUCACCAUUUGACAGAUAUUUCCUGAGAAAUAAUUGGGGAUAUCUCAGUGCGGGUAACAUGUAGAAGUAGUACAAAUCAUACAACAUUGUAACAAUAUAAAGCUGGUUGAAAAUUGCGUAAGUUGAAAGAAUGUAAACUAUCGAUUCUGUAGAAUAGGCGUUAAUAAUAAAUAAACAUAAUUACUUACAGUG
Carassius auratus (goldfish) is the source of this 3615-nucleotide messenger RNA. RefSeq names its product galactosylgalactosylxylosylprotein 3-beta-glucuronosyltransferase 1-like. Gene Ontology annotation, molecular function: galactosylgalactosylxylosylprotein 3-beta-glucuronosyltransferase activity. Lineage: Eukaryota; Metazoa; Chordata; Actinopteri; Cypriniformes; Cyprinidae. Bases 760 to 1836 code for a protein of 358 amino acids. Gene Ontology annotation, biological process: carbohydrate metabolic process; chondroitin sulfate proteoglycan biosynthetic process. The transcript is spliced from 8 exons. Gene Ontology annotation, cellular component: Golgi membrane. The record is from RefSeq and is a predicted model, not a curated record.